This is a messenger RNA of Cottoperca gobio, 936 nucleotides long. RefSeq names its product C-factor-like. The transcript has 6 exons. Gene Ontology annotation, cellular component: cytoplasm. Gene Ontology annotation, molecular function: oxidoreductase activity. The record is from RefSeq and is a predicted model, not a curated record. NCBI's taxonomy places the organism in Eukaryota, Metazoa, Chordata, Actinopteri, Perciformes, Bovichtidae. Bases 1 to 774 code for a protein of 257 amino acids.
AUGGAUUCUCAACUAGGCAGCGUUCUUAUCACAGGAGCCAACAGGGGCCUGGGCUUGGAGAUGGUGAAGCAAAUGGUGGAGGGCCCCCAUCCAGUGAGAAAGAUGUUUGCCUGUUGUAGGGAUCCAGAUGGAGCCAGGGCUGAGGCCUUGCAAAUGCUGGCAAAGAAGCAUCCUAACAUCAUCUCCGUCGUCCGUCUGGACGCCAGUGACCUUUGUAGCAUAAAACAGUGCGCCCAGCAGGUGGGCUCUCUGGUGGGGACAGGGGGUCUCAACCUGCUGAUUAACAACGCAGGCAUCCUGUUCAAAGGCAACGUGCAGGAAACCAGUCCGGAAGACAUGCUGAAUACCUUCAACAUCAAUGUCAUGGGCCCUAUGAACAUGCUUAAAGAGUUCCUGCCUCAACUACUUGCGGCAGCGAAGGCCAGUGGGAUUCCAGGGAUGUCCAGCAGGAAAGCAGCAGUCGUUAAUAUCUCCUCAUUUCUGGCUUCAAUGGGAAGUAUAGGACAGACGUACGACUACAUGCCCGCCGUCUCCUACCGCAUCAGCAAGGCCGGUUUGAACAUGCUGACUAUGUGUGCUGCAGAGGAGCUGAAGAAGGAUCAGAUCCUGUUUUCUCUGCUGCACCCUGGCUGGGUGCGCACAGACAUGGGUGGAGAGGAGGGGGAGAUUGAUGCUCCGGAGAGUGUGCAGGGGAUGCUUGAUGUGAUGGCCUCCCUGACCGAGAAGCAGAACGGAGCCUUGCUGGACUAUAAGGGAAAGUCCAUCCCCUGGUAGCUUCAAACCACUUCAUAAACUGCAGUGGCUAAAAGAAUCCAAGUGAAAUAAACAAACAUGUGUUCCAUUUGCUUUGCUUGCAUCAGGCUCACUUUACACAUAAACACUUAAAUGAUCUGACACACACUUGGGUAAUUUCUUAAAUUAAAAGAUAUAUACACA